This is a messenger RNA of Mizuhopecten yessoensis (Yesso scallop), 1002 nucleotides long. Its product is annotated as calmodulin-like. Gene Ontology annotation, molecular function: calcium ion binding. The transcript has 5 exons. The record is from RefSeq and is a predicted model, not a curated record. The coding region runs from base 100 to 558 and encodes 152 amino acids. Lineage: Eukaryota; Metazoa; Mollusca; Bivalvia; Pectinida; Pectinidae. Gene Ontology annotation, cellular component: myosin II complex.
AGUUGUCCUCCUGGAGACCAACACAUGUGGUAGGAAUUUAUUCAGGAUAAACAUAAUUAUACGAACAAGAGAGGAGAUUUUGUUAGAUUUCCUCACACUAUGGACGUUACGUCAUUACUGACAGAAGUACAGAUCGCUGAACUUAAGGAGGUAUUCAGUUUCUACGAUAAAAAUUGUGACGGAUUUGUGGACCUAAAUGAACUUGGACCAAUGAUGAGGUCCAUGGGCCUGAAUCCCACCGAGCAGGAAAUAAUCGACUACGAAAAGCAGUUUAGUGACAGGCAUGACAAGAAUUUGGAUUUUAGGGAUGCCUUGGAGGUUGUGGUAGAUACACAAGCGUACCCUCAGGAAACUGAAGAGAGUCUGAGAGAGGCGUUUCGAGUAUUAGACAGGGAUGGAACAGGGUAUGUCAGUUGUGCCGAGCUCACACAAAUGAUGACGUCACGAGGGGAAAAAUUAUCAGAUGAUGACGUCAAGGAGAUGAUGAUUGAAGCUGAAGAUGGAGAUGGUCACAUCCAAUAUGAGGAGUUUGCAAAGCUGAUUCUGGGAAAGAGCUGAGAUGUGUUUACGGAACGUGUUAGAGUGAUUUUAGGACGUCAUGCUACCCUGUAUUUAAUAACACUGUAAUGAUGGACCAGGAAUUGUUUACAUGAUUCAAUAACGCUUGUGCUCCCUAGAGAUAUCACUCCGGAGGAUGUGUUUGAAAUCCGACCCGGAUGUCCUGUCUUUGUGAUGGUGGACACCGGCGAUACACCGUACACCAUAAAGCACCCUUUAUCUAAUUGAUUCGUUCGACGACCAUUCAGGCUCAGAGGGAGCGCGUCGCUGUAUAUUCUGGCUUAGUCCCAUAUCAACAAGGCUCAUCAUUCACACACUACGACGUGUUCUAGCUAUCUUAUAUCUUCAGCAACAUGCAGAUUCUGUUAUAGAUUUUCUACGGCUUUGCUUUUUCAAUUUCCUUUCUAUAUUAAUACAUUUUUUAACAUAUUUAUAGAUAAUAAA